This is a messenger RNA of Poecilia reticulata (guppy), 2469 nucleotides long. RefSeq lists its product as uncharacterized. Gene Ontology annotation, cellular component: extracellular matrix. Lineage: Eukaryota; Metazoa; Chordata; Actinopteri; Cyprinodontiformes; Poeciliidae. The record is from RefSeq and is a predicted model, not a curated record.
AAUCCAGAGAGGCAGCACUGAAGCUACUUUCUGGAUCCGGUAUUUCUCACCCUGUUGGGAAGUCAGAGGUAGAAAACUGAGAAGAUCCCGUCAGAACCUGGGAGCCCACCGGAUCCUGGAGCCAGACGAGCCGGAGUCAAACCAGAGAUGAUGCUGUGACGGUGACCAGCCGACUGAGUUUGUCCAGACAUCCUGUUGGACAUCUGGAGCGGUUUGAGGAGACACCAUGGGAGCCUCCAGGGAUAAGGUUUCCCUCCUCUCAGGGCUUCUGCUGCUGGUGCUGUGCGUCACCUCGUCUCUCUGCCAGGAUGAAUACUCUGGAUACCACUCAGGUGAGAAGCACACCUAUGAGUCGUCUGCAGUUGACCACUAUAACAACAAAGGCUCCCGUCGACCCGAGCAUCAACCUGAGCCCACUCAGUACUAUGAUGAGGAGCAGCAGCUAGUGGAAGAGGAGGAUUAUGACCCACCCAGGGUUACCAUGGUCACCGAGGACAUCUUUCCUUUUGCCACGACCACAGAGUCCCACUACGCCAAGGAGGACACUGAGACCAUGCAGGUGCCUUUUAAAUACGCAGCCGGACCGGACACAGACUCCUCAGAGGAGGAAUCAGGAGGCGAUGCGGCUCUCGGAGAGGAGGGGCCGACUGAGUGUGACUGUGAACCUGGAGAGCCUGGUUUUGCAGGUUUUGCAGGACCAAAGGGGUCCAGAGGUCUGCAAGGUCAAACUGGCCUGCCUGGAAUCCAAGGAAGAGAAGGAUAUAAAGGAGCUAAAGGAGUUCGGGGAAGAGGAGGAGACACUGGACCUGUUGGUGAUGCUGGACCUGAAGGAGAAGAAGGAGCUUCUGGUUUCUCUGGCGGGAUGGGAGAACCUGGACUUCAGGGUGACCCAGGUGAGCGUGGAGAGCCCGGUCUGAAGGGUGAUGUCGGUAUGGAGGGCCCGCGAGGAGGAGGAGGAGCUGCUGGUGAGACUGGGCCUCACGGUGACCCCGGGCCUCCAGGGUCGAGAGGAGGUAAAGGUGUCAAGGGUUCCCAUGGUGACCUGGGUAAGCAGGGUCACCAGGGAAAAGAUGGAAGCAAGGGUCAAACAGGAGCGCCCGGGUUUCCAGGUGACGUCGGAGAGAGAGGCAACGCUGGUUAUCCAGGACAAACGGGACCUUUUGGGCCAAAUGGACCAAAGGGCUCUAAAGGGUUUGGUGGCUUUCCAGGAAGCGAUGGUGACCCUGGGGAGGAUGGUCCAAUAGGAGUCCCAGGUGUGAUAGGAGAACCGGGGCUGUUUGGUGUCAAGGGCAGUAGAGGGGACGGUGGUGUAAGAGGACCCCGGGGCAGACUGGGCAGAGUGGGAGCUCAAGGAGAACAUGGAGAUCCUGGAAUUCCAGGAAAACAUGGACCCAAAGGUCUGCAGGGUCCAACAGGAGCCAAAGGGGAAACCGGACCUGAUGGAGAGAAGGGUGCAGGAGGCCGGAAAGGCCUGAAGGGGGAGAAAGGCCAAAAGGGAGGAAAAGGCGUCCAUGGAGACAGAGGACAGCGAGGACCAGUAGGUACAGGAGGCCGUAGCGGCGUCCCGGGGCCUGUCGGACCACCCGGCGUCCCUGGCUCCAGAGGAGACCGCGGUCCGAUCGGUGACCCCGGCGGCAAAGGUCGUACGGGACCAAAAGGAGCUCCAGGUCCAGCUGGUCCUGGUCUGACCGAUGAACAAGUCCUGCAGCUCUGCAGAGGCGUGGUCAUGUCCCAGUUAGCCCAGUACGCCGCCUCAAUCCGAGCCAAGUGCACCCAGGGCUGCCCCAUCAACAACCGAACUCUGAUUGGGCCUCCAGGGGCCCGAGGACCAGCGGGGCCACCGGGCAGAGCUGGCAAAGCAGGAAAAGCUGGAGAGAAGGGAGCCAGAGGUGUUCAAGGACGGAGAGGACUGGAGGGACAAAAAGGAGCUGAGGGACAAAGAGGUCCGAAGGGAGCUAAAGGCACGACAGGAGAUCCAGGUAAAGGCCUGCAGGGUCCAGAUGGACCACAGGGACCCAGAGGUGAACCUGGUCACCAAGCAGAACCCAAAGAUGGGACGGAGGGUCCCCGCGGGCCCCGUGGUUUCCCUGGCUCGGUUGGGUCACCUGGUUCGGUCGGGUUCCCAGGCGUGCCGGGAUUCUGCGAGAUGCGGGACUGUGGCAUUUAUGCACCGGUGAUGCGCAAAGAGCAGGGCCUGGUGAAAGGACCCGCAAGCUCAAGCAUCUGAGCCUGAAAAAACUCCACACAGAACAGAACUUCUACGUCCAACAUUGCAGUUUGUUGCAUCAAUAUUUGAGAAAAUGGUUUGUGCUUUCAGGACAAUAAUAGACGUCACAACCGAUGCUACAAAUUGCAGCAAGUUGAUCAACUGAGAAUUUGCAUAUGAACCAGAAAAAAGAGAAAUCCUGCAGGAGCUCAAAUUCAUUCAGCUGAAUUUGUUGUGAUAUAAACUUAGGAAAAAGUAAAUUA